This is a messenger RNA of Hyalella azteca, 1678 nucleotides long. RefSeq lists its product as uncharacterized. The record is from RefSeq and is a predicted model, not a curated record. Lineage: Eukaryota; Metazoa; Arthropoda; Malacostraca; Amphipoda; Hyalellidae. The transcript is spliced from 2 exons. Bases 377 to 1678 code for a protein of 433 amino acids.
AAUGGCAAAAUCUGGGUUUUUUUCGUUAAGUUAGUUGAUUUUAGCCAAUAAUACAAUUGAAAUAUUCUCAAUGCCUUAAAUUUGAUUAUGCAGUCAAUACACAAUGAAUGGAGCAACGCAUUAAGCGUCAGACUGUAUAUUUUCCCCAGCUGACAGACGGUACUGGUAUUGUACGCGUUCAUUACCGGUAUUGAACGCGUUCAUUACCAGUCGAAGCAACGGUUCCCAACUUCUCGUCGCGCACUGCACAGUACCGCGCUCGCUAUUGACAAGUGACAAGUUAUAGUUGUGUCGUGCGUUAAGUUUUACUGUUGCUCAUGUACCUAUCGGUGCUGUUAAAUUAACAUACCUAUAGUGAACAGUGAAGGCCCCGAAAAUGGCAAGUCCCCCUAGAAAAGUAGCUAAAAAAUGGUACAAACAGUCUUUUAAAGAAGAGUGGUUACAUGAAAAAGACUUUAAGGAGUGGCUGCAAGAAGAUUCGAAAGAAAAAGGUGUUUCCUAUUGCGCAUGUUGUAAAACUCAAAUAAAAAAUGCUAAUAGAUCCAUGUUGAUGGCACAUUGUAAGACUGCGAAGCAUCUCAACAACAUGAAAGAAGCUAAAGCAGCUACUAAAAUUGAUUCAUUUAUUAAGAAACAGAUUCCCAGGGAGAGUGAUGAAGUUGCAAAGGCAGAAUUACUUAUAUCUGCUUAUAUUGCUGAACACAAUGUGCCAUUCGCGCAUGCAGAUCAUUUAGUGGAAGUGUGCAAGAGAGCAUUUCAUGAUAGCAGCAUUGCUAAAAAUGUAAAACUUCAUGCGACAAAAGCUUCAUAUCUUAUUCAGGAAGGAAUUGCUUAUCAUGAAAAAUGGGAAAUUGUUGAUCAGUGUAGAAAUGAAAAGUUCAGUCUGAUAAUCGAUGAGAGCACUGAUAUAUCCGUUUCACAGGUAUUAGCUGUUGUCGUUAGAUAUUUUGAUGUUGAAAAAAAUGAUGUAUGUGAUAGUUUGCUUGACUCGAUUGUUAUUGAAGAUGGAAGUGCCAGUGGUUUAUGCAAAGCUGUUAAAACGACUCUGAAUGAUAAAAAAAUUCCUAUUUCAAACAUCAUUGGAUUUGGAAGCGAUAAUUGUUCUACUAUGAUGGGCAACAAGAGCGGCUUUCAAACCCUAUUGAAGGAAGACAUUCCAUCAGUUUUUGUUAUGGGUUGCGUAUGCCAUUCUUUUGCUCUUUGCGCAAGUCACGCUGUGAAAAUGUUGCCAUCCUAUCUCGAAUCAUUUUUAAAGAAUAUCACCUUCUAUUUUUCCCGGAGUAGUAAGAGAAAUAGGGAUUUUACGCUUAUCCAAGAGGUAACCAAGACAGAGACUCACAAAAUACCAAAGCUAGCUCAAACUCGUUGGUUAUCUCGUGGAAAUGUCAUCAAAAUUAUUCUAGAGCAAUGGGAUGCACUAUUGUUGUAUUUCCAGUCUGAAUCAAAAGAAGAUAUACUUGAUGGUGCAAAUAAUAUCUACCAAACGUUCAAGAACAGAGGCACGAAACACAUGCUACUAUUUCUGAACUAUGUUUUCACGGUCCCUGCGCUUGCGUCUACCCGCAACAGCAACAGCAACAGGAGUGGCCUCAAUGAUGCUAUCUGGAUCAGAGUCCUCAAUAACAAAACCACCAUCAAUAGCACAAUCCUCCUCCAUCAUUGCAGCACACUCGGCUAA